Rotaria socialis is the source of this 513-nucleotide messenger RNA. Lineage: Eukaryota; Metazoa; Rotifera; Eurotatoria; Philodinida; Philodinidae. The record is from the annotation of a GenBank genome assembly.
AUGGCUGCUCCCGCGACUUAUACAACACGACAAGCCGCUUCAAUCGGUCUUCAACCAGGUAAUUUAAUUGGUGAAACUCAUUAUGUCACUGAAACUCAAAUCACACCACCGAUAAAACAACGUGUUCGAAAUACAAAACUUCUCAGUACGAAUAUAAGUCGAUGUCAAUGCUGUUGUCCACCAUGCGCAUCAUCAUUAUGUCGUUCAUGUUUAUGUCCUUGUUGGGCUUAUUUACUCAUAGGACUUCUUCUUACGUUGCUUCUUGCAGCGCUAGCGGUCGAACUUGGUUUUCUUGCUCGAGAAAGAACCGUUUAUCAAACAGUUCCUUGCACAGAAUAUGUGAAUAUAACUAGUAUUCUCGAUGCGAAUGGCACUGUAGCGAAUACGUCCACAGCAACAGGUCCACCAUGCCCAACCGUUAGCACUAUUAGUGGAACUGAAAGAUUGGUUUGGUCAUAUGUUCCAUAUGCAUUUUUCAUGAUCAAUAUCUUCGUUUAUCUGAAGAAAUUUUAA